GCGUUUCCGGGACUUUUAUUUUGAAGUGGUCGAGAUUGAGCGUCUGCAGCGAGUGUGUUUGUCAUGACAGGAGAGGAUUUAACGUUCCCGUGAUCAGGUGUUGAAAUGGACCGGUCCGAUCCUUCUCCGCUGAAGCGCUUCGUUCAGGCCAAAAAGAAGAUCGGCGAGGUUUUCGAGCAGCUCCUGGUUUACGUUCAGGAGGGGACGGAGUUUGUAAAAGAAACCUGCAAUAAUGAGUCGCUGGAGAACAUCGCCAACGAGCCCCAGCUGGAUCAGAUCCAGGCUUACAUGAGCAAGCUCUCCGAAAUUAAAGAGGUUUUAGCUCGCAAUUACAUGAAGGUGGCCUUUUUCGGCAGAACAAGCAACGGAAAAAGCACGGUGGUCAACGCCAUGCUGCGGGACCGAGUGCUGCCCAGCGGCAUCGGCCACACCACCAACUGCUUCCUGAGCGUGGAGGGGACCGACGAAGACAAGGCCUUCCUCAAGACCGAAGGCUCCGAGGAGGAGAAGAGCAUCAAGACGGUGAAUCAGUUGGCUCACGCACUACAUAUGGACGAGAGUCUGGACGCCGGGUGUCUGGUCAAAGUGUUCUGGCCCAAAACGAAGUGUGCUCUGCUCAGAGACGACCUGGUUCUGGUGGAUAGUCCUGGCACGGACGUCACCACGCAGCUGGACAGCUGGAUCGAUAAGUUCUGUCUGGACGCGGAUGUGUUUGUGCUGGUGGCCAACUCCGAAUCUACUCUCAUGAACACGGAGAAGCACUUCUUCCACAAGGUCAAUGAACGCCUGUCAAAGCCCAACAUCUUCAUCCUGAACAACCGCUGGGACGCUUCUGCCGCUGAACCCGAGUACAUGGAGGACGUGAGGAAGCAGCACACGGACAGGUGCGUGAACUUCCUGGUGGAGGAGCUGAAGGUGGUGGAUCGCGCUCAAGCCCCGAACCGGAUCUUCUUCGUCUCGGCGAAGGAGGUGCUGAACUCCCGGAUGCAGCGGGCGCAGGGUAUGCCAGAGACGGGAGGAGCUUUAGCUGAAGGCUUUCAGGAGCGACUGAAGGAGUUCCAGAACUUUGAGAGAUCCUUUGAGGAGUGUAUCUCGCAUUCAGCAGUGAAAACAAAGUUUGAGCAUCACACAAUCAGAGCAAAGCAGAUCACAGAAACGGUCAAAGACAUCAUGGAUCACAUCAACAUCGCCGCCGCGGAGAAGAGGGUGGUUUCUCUGGAAAAGAGGGAGUAUCUGAUCGACCGGCUGGAUUUCGUUCGCAAUCAACUCAACCUGCUCAUCCAGGACAUCAAGAAGAAGAUCGAGGCCAUCACAGAAGAGGUCAAAGACAAGGUGUCAGACGCGAUGGCAGAAGAGAUCUGUCGUCUGUCUGUGCUCAUAGACGAGUUUCAUGCAGAUUUCCAUCCGUCACCACACGUGCUCAAAAUCUACAAAUCUGAUCUUCUGACCCACAUCGAGAAGGGCAUGGGCAAGAAUCUGGCCUUCCGCUGUUCUGAUGCAGUGAACGCCUCCGUUCAGUCGUCUCAGCAAGACAUGAUGGAGUGUCUGAAGCCUCUGCUGCCCUCUGCUGCCCAGAGCCAGCUCCACAUGCUCAUUCCCAGCAGGAAGUUUGAGCUCAGCUACGACCUCAACUGUGCCACGCUCUGCUCAGACUUCCAGGAGAACAUCGAGUUCCAGUUCUCUUUGGGCUGGACUGCGCUGGUCCACCGCUUCCUAGGUCCAGUCAACGCCAAACGCGCCUUGAUGCUUGUGGAUCAGACUCUACCGCUGACGGCGCCGACCACCCCUUCGGCCCCAGCGGUGGUUCAGUCUCAGGUUCCUAGAGCUCAAGGUCAGAAUCAGCACUCACAGACACAGGAAGAGCUCAUGAUGUCCGUGGUGAGCAACCUGGCCUCGGUCACCUCCCGCACGUCUAUGAGCGUGAUCAUCGUUGGAGGAGUGGUGUGGAGAACCGUUGGCUGGCGUCUGAUCGCUCUCUCCAUGAGUCUGUACGGCACACUCUACCUGUACGAAAGACUCACCUGGACCACCAAGGCCAAGGAAAGAACCCUGAAGAAACAGUUUGUGGAUUACGCCACCGAGAAACUUCAAAUGAUCAUCAGUUUCACCAGCUCAAACUGCAGCCACCAAGUACAGCAAGAAAUCGCGAGUACAUUCGCUCGACUCUGCCAGCAAGUGGACAUCACCCAGAAGGACCUGGAGAAGGACAUCCAGCGCCUCACCGACAAGAUCCAGAAGCUGGAAACCGUACAGAACCGAUCCAAAGCGCUCAGACAUAAAGCCACGGCUCUGGAAAAGCAGUUGGAGGAUUUCAGCUCCCAGUAUCUUCGUCAUCAACCCUGACUCGGACACUCGGCUCCUUCCAGAGAGUGACGUAACUCCUGAAAUACUGUACACUCUCCCGUUACGCCCUGCUGUUUUGGGAAUUCUCGACUCGCCAGAUGUUGCGAGGAAUGCAAGGGGAAAAAAUGUUACUUGUAAAAUUGGGAUUCUUGAACGAAAGCUGGUUUCAGUGCUAUGUUUUGGUCGAGGUUUUUCUGUACAGAGAUCGUCACUUGAACUUAAUUUAAAAAAACAAAACAAAACACUACUUUGUGAACUGUGAAACUGCCCUGCUAAGUAAAACAAAAAGCUGGAAUUUGAAAAUGGAGUUCGUUUUGCUUGUCAGGUUCAGCCUAAUGAAGGAGUCAAACUUUAUUUACUAAUAGCCAGCCUUUUUCACAGAGCCUUUUUAUUCAGAAACAGUUUCCCGUCAACAGACAGGUAAUUCAAAUUUUGUAGGUUUGCCUUUUGAUCACAAAGCCUAUUUUAUAUGUGUUCCUUGGUAGCUGUUUGAAUCAAUAUAACCCAGUGUUAAAAUUCUUUUCAUGAACUGUUAUUUCUAAACGUAUGUAAAUGUAAUAACCUGAAAAUAAGUUUCUCCUGUGUAAUAAAAAUGAAAAUAUAAUAAAAA
Messenger RNA from Puntigrus tetrazona (Sumatra barb), 2953 nucleotides. It is a transcript of the gene mfn1b, whose product is annotated as mitofusin 1b. Gene Ontology annotation, molecular function: GTP binding; GTPase activity. NCBI's taxonomy places the organism in Eukaryota, Metazoa, Chordata, Actinopteri, Cypriniformes, Cyprinidae. The record is from RefSeq and is a predicted model, not a curated record. Gene Ontology annotation, biological process: mitochondrion localization; mitochondrial fusion. Gene Ontology annotation, cellular component: mitochondrial outer membrane. Bases 106 to 2343 code for a protein of 745 amino acids. The transcript has 18 exons.